ACCGCCAGUCAGCGCCAGUCAGUCAACAACCAAAGAAGGAGCAGCAUCAGCCCAAAUAAAGCGGUGUUAUUCAGUGUGAUUGGCAGGCGCGAGCGGUGAACGUCCGUCCGCGUCGUGCCGCUGUGCUGUUCCUACCAUACCUAGGUCGGUUCGAUUAAAUUCACAUGAAUCACAGUCAUGUGAAUCAAAAGAGAAUGGGCCAUUGAUUGUAUAUUACCACAAGGUUAACCCGAAAAUAAAUGAGCUCGGCCUCAGUCGCUUGCACCGCCAGGGGGUGAAUCUUUGCAAGGAUGCUGGACCGACGCCUGACCAACGGCAAGCUGAAGAAGUUCAUUCUGGGCAUUAUCAUUCUUACAUUUCUCAUCGGGUUUAUCUAUAACACCGCUGCACCUCGAAAAUACGUCGAAUCAACUAGUGAUUUUGGCUCUGUGGAGGGCUGGGAGUAUAACACCUCCAGGGAUGCUAGUUUAUACUUGGACAACUCUAGCAGUAUUCUCAAACCAAAGCACUUUUGUGAGUCGGUCGUCUUCCUGCGCGUUGUCGUAUCUUCAGCGCCGGUAAACCUGCAGAAUCGCGUCGCAAUACGUGAAACAUGGGGAUCACAGCACAAUAUCUCAGGCAUGAGCAUAAAAGUUUACUUCUUGCUCGGAGAUUCCACGAAUGCAUCGGUCCAGGCUGAUAUCAUCAAAGAAAACGAAAUCUACAACGACAUCGUGCAGGAGCGAUUCAUUGAUUCGUAUAAUAAUCUCACACUCAAGAGCAUCGCGAUGUUGAAAACCUUCUCGACGUUCUGCAUGCAAACAACCACGUUCCUGAUGAAGACCGACGAUGACAUGUACCUCAACAUGCGGCCAUUGAUCUCAAUGUUAAACUCUACGAAUACUACGAAUGUCAUGGUUGGGAGUCUCAUAUGCGGUGCUAAACCCAUUAAAGAUAUUAACAACAAAUGGUACACGCCGUCGUAUAUGUAUCGUGAUCGGAUUUACCCAAAUUACCUCUCUGGAACUGGGUAUGUUAUGUCCAUCGACGUGGUUCCUAAACUCUACGAGGCGGCACUCAUUACGCCAAUCUUCCAUCUAGAAGACAUCUACAUAACCGGUAUGUUGUCGAGGGUGAUACACGUGCGUCCACGUAACAAUGGCGGUUUUACCUUCCAAAAGCGUAAGUUUGAUCCAUGCGUCUUCAAAACAGCGUUCACGUCGCACAGACUCUCACCGUCGGAGAUCCACGAUCAGUACCUGCUGCUGGAGACGCUCGACCUCGCCAUGGAGUGCAAGCUGCAGGAGGAGAUGGCGGCGCGUUCGCUCAAUAAUCUCUUGGGUAUUUUCACGAUGACAAAGAGUAAGCCAAAGAAAAAGAAGAUUGUCUGCUUUUAAGCCGAGUUUUCUCUGUGUAAUUCUAUUCGUGAGUUAAUUUCGCGCCACUUAUUUUUAGAAUGUGAUUGAUUUUGCGGGAAACAAACGUAACACAGAGAACUUGUUGAUUAAUUAAUUGCCAAUGCUAAUGUUUGUACAUAAGAUAUAUAAUUAAUUACGAAGACAAAAACCAAACUAGUGAUAUAAUUGAUAAGAAACAAAGUAUUUUCAACACACGUAUGCGAGGAGGGCGUGCAGCGAGCAAAAAACACCAAUGUUUUUAAGCAGGCAGAUGCGAAUGAAGGAAGGUAAUUCUUUUGAAACAAGUUAUUAUGUUGUACUAACCUGCGUAUGAUGAAAACCCCAAUUUUAAGACUAACAAACACAUUAUAAACAUGUAUGUACCUUAACAAACAAACAUAACUAAUGCUAGCAGUACUAAAAGUCCAUUAUAUUCAAUUAACUAACUAUACGAUAAAGAAAAUCAUGUUAAACUUAAUCACCGCGAGUUCAACUAACUGUUUUUAACGCUAUGGGAAAAGUUUAGUGGAAAAUUGUCAAAAGUUUGUGCUUCCUUGAACCAAAAAAAAAAAACUAACAAAACAAGUUGAAAUCAAAAUGAUUAACGCGGUUUAAACGUAGUAUGUAAAUUUUCCAUCAUUCCUGCCUCGUUACUAACCAAUUGUAACACAAGUGUUAAGCAUAGAAGAGAUUGAAUGAGAGUUUGUCGUGUUUUAGGAUUUGAGCCGCCAGAAAAUCAAUGUAGAAAACGUGAGUGCUAUGCGCUUUAAAUUCCAAAUACUAAGGACGAGAGUGUGAUAGUUAUAAAUAAUUUUAUACGUACUGAUCUCUGGCGUUUUAAUCGUGUAGAUAUUCCAACACCAACAAAUACAUUUUGUAGAUCUGAA
Molecule: messenger RNA, 2263 nt
Organism: Dalotia coriaria
Lineage: Eukaryota; Metazoa; Arthropoda; Insecta; Coleoptera; Staphylinidae
Product: beta-1,3-galactosyltransferase 1-like
Exons: 4
Coding region: 291-1376 (361 amino acids)
Cellular component (GO): Golgi membrane
Molecular function (GO): hexosyltransferase activity
Source: RefSeq, a predicted model, not a curated record